CUGAACUAUAGCAAGUCGACAACAAGGCAUUUCAAUCUUCCAUCAGGACCUCUAAUUCAUACACAGUAGCUACUUUAGCCAUUCAUCGUCAUGCGUCUCCUCGCCAUCGUCUCUGCUCUUUGCACACUUGCAACAGCUGCAACGCUAGCUCCUGAGGAUGCAAAGGCAGUCACCACUCUCUGGCGCGCGUACAGUCCCGGCGCACGCGACCACUUCUACACCACAGACUACAGCGAGUACAACAACGCUGUGAACAAUCUCGGCUAUAAUGCUGAGGGUGCAUCCUGCCGUGUCUUUUCCACCCAUGUAGCUCAAAGCGUGCCUCUCUACAGAUUGUACUCUGGUAGAGCAUCUGACCACUUCUACACCACCUCUGCCCCAGAGCGGGAUAAUGCCAUUCGGAACCUGGGGUACACUGACGAAGGCAUCGCUGCGUAUGUCUAUUCUCAAAACAUCAACAAUGCAGUCCCGUUCUACCGAGCAUACAGUGGCGGUGCUAGCGAUCAUUUCUACACUGUUAAUGCAGUCGAAAUGGAAAAUGCCAUUCGCAAGCUGGGGUACUCGUUCGAAGGCAUCGCGGCGUACGUAUUUAAUCCGUGAGACAUCCCUCUGUGAUCUAUAGGGAUCUACCUAAUUUAAUCUAUCAGAGCUGUCAUAUUGGAUUAAAUACUGGAGUAUGUUUCUUGCUUGACCUAUCAAACUUG
This is a messenger RNA of [Torrubiella] hemipterigena, 704 nucleotides long. The record is from the annotation of a GenBank genome assembly. Lineage: Eukaryota; Fungi; Ascomycota; Sordariomycetes; Hypocreales; Clavicipitaceae.